GAAGGAGAGGGAAGAAGAACAAGAGGAGAAGCUGGAGUAAUUACAGAGAGAGAGAGAGAGGAAUUAAAAAACAAAAAGAAAAAAAGAAAGCGAGCGCGCACAUGCAGACCAGCCUCGUUCUGAGUGAGACCAAAAUGGAAAUGGCGGCCAUAACACGUAGCAACAUCAAGAUUGCUCCCAUGGCUAUUGUGUGCAAAGAAUGUGAUUUAAUUGGGGACAUAUCAAUAGGUGCCCGCACCAUCAUCCACCCGAAGGCCAGGAUUGUGGCUGAAGCCGGCCCCAUCAUCAUUGGCGAGAGUAACCUGAUUGAAGAAGGUGUACAGAUCAUUAACAAAUUACCUGAAGAUGGUUCUCCCACAGAUGAAACUCCAGUGAUGGUCAUUGGGAAUCACAAUGUCUUCGAGGUGGCUUCUUAUGUAGAAUCUCUGAAAAUUGGUAAUUUCAAUGUUGUUGAAGUAAAAGCUAGCGUUGGCCGGAACACUGAAUUAACAUCUGGCUGUAUUGUUGGGGCCAAAUGUUGUCUGAGCACCAAUGAAUGUCUACAGGAGAACACUGUAAUUUAUGGCCAAGAAUGCAGGCGGCGUGUACAGCAGGAACAUCCUUUCGCACAGACUCUGCAGUUGGAUUUCCUCUCCAAACUUCUGCCAAGUUUCCAUCACAUCAGAAAACCAACCAAAGUUGCAAACUAAUUAUUCCUCCACUCACCCACCCCACACGCACAUGGAGGGUAUGUGUGUGUGGUGGUGGGAUAUCCUCUUAAAUUAUGGAAACGGCCUCCACUUUUCGAAUCCGAGUUUCUAUUUAUUGUCUUCAAUGGCAGAAGCUGAUUUCUUCUGGAUUUUAAACAGCCAGGACAUUUGAGGGUGGCUGAAGGGAAUGGAACAACAGAAAACAAAGACAACCACCUUAAUGUCGAUGGCAAACUGAGCAAAUACAUACUUGUCUCGCUUGCUUUAGAUAUAUGUGUAUGUGCAUGUAUGUAUGUGUGCGUAUGUAUGUAUAUAUCUAUAUGUAUGUAUCUAUGUCUAUAUAUAUAUAUAUAUAUAUAUAUAUACACAUUAUAUAUAUACACACACAUACCUGUGUUUAUAUAUAUACAUACAUACAUAUGAAUAUAUACAUACAUAUAUAUCUAUUUGUGUAUCUGUCUGUAUAUAUAUAUAUAUAUAUAUAUAUAUGCACAUGUAUCUAUAUACAUACAUACACAUGUGUGUCUAUAUAUAUAUAUGUAUGUAUGUAUGUUUGUAUAUGCAUACACGUCUAUGUAUACAUGAACAUGUGUUUUAUCUGAAAGUCUUGUCUCUUGUCAUGCAUGACCUUUCCCUAUAUCAGUAGACCAACAUAUAUAUAGUGAUAUGAGAACGUACAUACAUACAUAAACAUAUGUCCAGACACAUACAUGCUGCCAUACAAACUUACACACAUGCACACACAGACUCUCACACACACACACACACUCACACGUGUUGCUUUGCUGUUUGUUUUGUUUUGUCUUAUUUAUUUAUUUACUCUUGUUGAAUAUGUAUAAAAAUCAUUAAUAUAUUUCUGGACACUAAUGUUUUGUCGAUCUGUUCCCGUUCCCCCAUCUGCUCCACCUCACCACUUACACGCACACACACACACACACACACCCUAUAUUACACAUACAUACACACCAACAUACACAACCCUACACACAGUACCUAUCCACCACAGCCCAGGGCAAAUAUGCCACGUCACCCUCAAACACUACCCCUUUCUUUUUCCUCACCAUUUACCCCAUACACUUUAUUCCACCCCCACCCCCCAACACACACACCUUCGUUCUGUUAGUCUCACCUGCUCAGGUGUGACAUAUUGAAAUCUGUUACUGCUUCUCCUCCUCCUCCUCUUCUUCUUUUGCGAAGACCCCAAAUAUGGGUCAAUGGAACAAAGCGUUAUAUUGCCAAGAACCAGGCUGUUAAUAUGGAAUCCAAAGACACAGUCUUAGGCAUUCAACCAGCAGAAUAUUUCUGGAUAGAAAUAUGCCAAGGACACUCAAACAACUUUAUUUACCCAGGAAAAGACAAAAAAAAAAAAUAAUAAUAAUAAAUUUAAUUGUGAAAUCA
Octopus bimaculoides (California two-spot octopus) is the source of this 2087-nucleotide messenger RNA. Its product is annotated as dynactin subunit 6. Gene Ontology annotation, cellular component: dynactin complex. Gene Ontology annotation, molecular function: dynein complex binding. Gene Ontology annotation, biological process: mitotic spindle organization. The record is from RefSeq and is a predicted model, not a curated record. NCBI's taxonomy places the organism in Eukaryota, Metazoa, Mollusca, Cephalopoda, Octopoda, Octopodidae.